AAAUGCAUAAGAGUGUCGAUGAAAAAACCUCUGUAGUCUUUGAAAUCUGAGCAACAUAAGACCAGCUCCAUCGACGAGUUCAGGAGAGGUUCUAAGGGAAAAAAGACAAAAAAAAUAAAUGAAAAAUGCAAAAAUAUGAAAGAACCGGUGUUUAAUUAGGAGAAAGUAGAAGUGGUAAAAACCCCUAAUGUGGCGGAUCCGUAUUGGCUUAAAAAAAGAGUGUGAAAUCAGUUUCUCUCCUUCGCCGUGCUUUGUGCGAAAUCAGUUUCUCUUCUUCCUCCAUUCUCGAUCACUCCGUCUCCUCUCUCGAAUCUCAUCUCAUCCUUCUGGGUUAGGCAAAAUCUCCUUCUGAAGCUAUGAUGAAGAUCAGAAGGGAAGAAGGCUUCAAGAGAAUGAUUGUUUCUGGAAAUCGAUGGUGGGAAUGAGCGUUCAACGGGAAGCCGACGAAGACGGCAAGAUCUCACGGGAAGAAGUUUCAGGUCACGGUGGAGAAGGAGACAUCAAGGAUUUUGUUGUAGAGCCUGAUUGGGAAGUUUUAUUGAAACUGAUUGGGAAGUUUUGUGAAUGUAAUGUCUUAUGUGUUGGACUUGUACAAAAGAAAAGCUACUUGUCCUUGGUGGAAAUGGGUUUGUGGGAUCACAUGUCUGUAAAGAAGCUUUAGAUUGCGGCUUAUCUGUCUCUAGCCUUACCAGAUCAGGUAGGUCGUCUGUACAAGAGUCAUGGGCUUCCAGAGUUACAUGGCAUCAAGGUACUUGUUAGAUCACUUCAACAUGUUUUAGGAACUAGAAUGUUUCCUCUAUGCUACUUCCAGAGUUACAUGGCAUCAAGGUACUUGUUAGAUCACCUCAAUAUAUCUUCUAAAACACUUCCAUCUUACUAUUUGGUUCUCGUGUAUUAGUUUUCGUUUGUCUUCUCAAAUACUUGUAAAAAUCUAAAACACUUCCAUCUUACCAAUUGCUUCAAUGUCAAAAGAAAAAAAAUUAAGAACUUCGUAGGGGUUCUCCCAUUGGACCUUUUCAAAACAAAUUACAAUAUUAAGGGUUCUAAACUAUUUAAAAUACACAAUUAAUAAUUAAAUUAAUUUUAAGAACCCAUUAAAGGUUCUAACCAAUGGAGGUGCUCUAAGAGCACCAGUAGUGGUCAUUUUUAAGAACGGUUUCUUCCUGCAAAUAUAAAUAAAAAAAACGGAAUAGCAGGAGAGAGGAAUUGAAAAAAAGAGAAUCGAUUGUUCUUUCAGAUACUUUUCACAAGGUUUAAAGCCCUAAGACUAAUGGCCACUUAUCAAUUUUUUAUUGCCACACUUCUACUUUUCACUUUAAAUUUUAUUUGAUUAACAAAAUCACUUUAGAUAAAUUAUGCAAUAAUGCUAGAGAAACUAUGUCUAAGAAUUUAUUACUAAUGGAGCAUUCCCAGUGGAGAGUUCUACCCUGAGAGUUCUAAAAAUACAUGAAUUUUUUUUUUCCAGCUACAAGAAAUUUACUCUGAUACGGUGGAAACCAUCCGAUGUAUGAAAAUGUGUAAACACCUACACGACGUUUAUGUUAAUACAUGCCACAUAUACAAAGUAAAUGAUUAUAAGGUAGCAACAUCACAAUCGGGUUUAAUUGAUUUUAUUUUAAGUUAAUGGGUCAAUACGUAAUUUAUCAAAAAAUCAAAUUAAAACCAAAAAUCCGACCCAACCUAAGGAAUAACCCGACCCAACCUAACUAAUUACCCGACCAAACCUAAAUCUAAUUAGGGUUCGGCGAUUUGGUUUUGAUGCUCGAACGCUAAAGGUACACUACAUGAUUGAGAUUAUAUAACAUUACACUCCAAGAAAGAGCAUCACAUUCCCGGACGUAUAAUCGGCGGUUACAUGUGGUUGGAGUUUUCGAUUCAAAUCGCUCAAAAACUCGUUAUCUACAUGAAAAUCAAAAUUUUCUCAGCUAAAAGCUUAAAAUCAUAUAUAUUAGGUUAUGGUUUAUUCUAAUCAAGUAAACAUCAUUAGAAAACACAGUUAAACUGUUAAAACCGUGAAGGAAAAAACAAAAGAGAAACAUAAAUUAAGGUUUUGCGAACAGAGGAUAAGAAGAAGAUGAGGACAGUAUUGUCAUUUUACAUUUAUUAAUGAUAAAUUAUUGAAAUAAACGAAACACCCCCUUCAUACCUCGAACACGCGACCUGGACAACGUUAUGGAGGGAACCAACCACUAAACCACGACAGAUAACAGUUAAACACCUAACAUAAUAUAAUAUCUAUAUUUUACAAAACCAUCUUCUUUAUCGUCAUCUUCACAUUUGUCUUCUGUAAAAUUAUCUUCUUUGUGAAGUGCCUGCCCAAAUCUUUUUAGUCUCAUCUAAUCUCAAGUUUAAAAUCGAUUUUCUGCAAACACAUAUAUAUGUUCUCAAUUUUCUCUUGUUGAGAUCUACACAUGAACUCAUACAUGAACACUCAUAUAAAGAAAAUUCUGAACCCAUGUCUGUUUUGCUUCAGAUGGCGUCACAUGUACACUACAAACUAUUGUACCGAUAUACGUCAAGCCUUCCGAGAACAAUUUUUCGUCAGUAAUUUUCGAGGACUUCCCAACAAAGAGGGCCGUUGCGAUGUACCUUUAGCGUUCGAGCAGCAAAACCAAAUUUUGACACAUUUUCAUAUAUCGGAUGGUUUCCACCAUAUUACACUAAACUUCGUGCAGCUUAGAAACUUUUUUUCAAAAUACAUAUAUGCAUAUGUAUAUUAUAUAUUAUAUAUAUAUAUAUGUAAUUGCAAGGUUUUAAAUUUUAUGGAAACUCCUAAGCCAGAACUCCCCCAUUGUGAGCAAAAUACAUAUAUGUUGGGUUUUCCAUAAAGUUUUAAACUUCGCAUAUAUGUGUUUUUAGAACUCCUAAGCUAGAACUCCGCAAUUGGGGGUGUUCUUAGCGUCUGUAAGCAUAAAAAAAAGACGUUUACACUCAGAGACACUUUGUGUCUUUUGUUUACGCUCAAAAACACAUAGUGGAUAUGACACACAUUGUUGGGACAUGUGUUUUUGUGGUGGACAAAAAAGCCCUUAACUUGUUAACCAGAGUGAAUGGGAAGAGGAUGUUUCCUUUAAGGAACCAAACCAGAUAUCCCUUCUGAUUGGAAUAAAUGAAAGAAGCUAAAAAGUAAAAGUAGUUUUAAACUCAGUUUUUUGGAUUAAGCAUUUGUGGGACAAAUGAAAUAUGGAAAUAUAUAUUGUGGAUAGAAAAAAAAAGUGGAUUCAUGAAUUGUGAACACGUAAAUUACAAAUGAGUUGUAGAAACAAGAAUUAUGGACAAGCAAACUAAAAUCUGCUUAAUUAUCUUUUUACUUGUUAUAUGUACAUAAAUAUAGUAUAAAAGUUAAGUAAAUCUGAAAAGUCAUCGAGCACAAUCAAUAAAAGAUUUAUGGACAGAAAGAAUGUGGACGCAAGAAACGUGGACACUUAACAUAUACUUAUGGAUAGAUAUGUAUGGACGUAAUGGUUGUGGUUACGGUGAACAGUUGACAGGGAAUAAACUAUUCUUCUCUGUUCUCUGCUAAUUUUAGAACAAAGAGACGAAAGUUGAGAUAUAUCCUUAGAAACAAAACAAAGCUAAAAUGGUUCGAUUUUGAAUCAGAAAUUGCACCUUGCAUGUCAAGUGUUUGUGGACAUGAAAAGUUGUGGACGAGUUAGAUAUGAACAUACACAUUGUGGAUGGUAAAAGUAUGGACAUUGGAAAAUGUGAACACAUAAAUCAAGGUUUUGUGGAUGAAGAUCUUGUGGAUGAGGUCUUAUGUUCAAGGUUUUGUGGAUGAAGAUUCGGCAGCCACCUCCACCAACCACCACCAUUGUAUCCAUACUCACGUCUUCCACCAUCGCCUCCACAACCACCACCGCCUCCACUGUGGUAUCCACCGCUUCUUCCACCACGCCCUCCACCGCCACCGCCAUCGUUUCCACGGGACUGAGCUUCGAGAAUCUAUCUGUUGCAAAAAGCCUUUCGGGGAGACGGAACUCACCUUCCAUGACGGGUUUCUCUCAAUCAACGGUGGCUGGCGGUGGUUAAUGACGAAAUCGACUAUCGCCGGAGAAGAUCUGAUUUUUAGAAACUUGAUUAGGGUUUGGCGAAGGUUUGAGUUUCUAGAUCUACAAAAAGUCGGGGAAGAGAGAAAACUAGGGUUUGUCUCUUGGAAUCUACAAAAUGAGAAAGAGUAAAGAGAUCGACUAUUUCAAAAUUCAAGUAAAAAAUAUCUGAAAAUAUAUUAUUUGUUUUAUUGUUUCUAUGUUUGUUCGGUCUCUCUUUAGUUAGUGGUUUACUAGUUAGGAAAACCAAUUUUUCUAGUUAGACAAUUCAUGAAACCCACUUUCGAUAGAGGUGAGGGUUAAGCUUGACAUUUCACUAAAAGAAAGUGUCCACUAAAACCAAAGUGUCUUAGAGUGUAAUUCAUAACACAAAUUGUGUGUGGGCGUAAAUAUUUCUUAAAAAAACACUGUGAAGUCGCAAGAACUAAGACACAUCAAUUAGCCAAUCACAUCAUUUGCUCACGUCCCUUACUAAUUUUAAAUUGACCAUCACACAUCCAAAUAGUUAGCCAAUCACAACAUCUAAAUAUGCCACAUCAUUUUCUUUUGUCUCUGAAGUACUAUUCCAUUUUCCUCAUCUGCUAAAUAAACGUAUUUUCCCGUACCUUUAAUCAUUUUCUCAACAAAGAAUUUUUUUAAGAUUUUAUAUAUGUGAAUCGUUCUAUUUGGUAUGUCAAGAGAUAUUUAAUCUGUGACAUCAUACUCUCUUCACUCGAUCUGCUGAUGAUUUCAGAAGAUUCUCUCCAAAUUCAUGUUAGCUUUCUCGACAUAUCUGCAUCCAAAUUAAGUGGAUCCAUUGCAUCCAGAUUUCUUCGAGUUCACUGGUCGUGUGGUUACUUUAGUGUUGAUGCAAAAAGUUCAAAGUGGGGGUGCUACUCAGGCCGUGUUUUCUUCCUACAGUUGGACGGAAAGAAAAUUGGUUUGUAAGAUAUCUGAGGACACGGAUCGAAUCAUGUACAACAGCUGCAAACAGAUUCUAGAGAUGAAUCCAGUGUCUAUCGAUUCAUACGCAGGUCUUGGUCUAGCAUUUGUGUCUGAAACCGAGGUGCUGGGAGAAAGGGAAACAGAAGAGAUACUUAAAGAUGAAAAGUCCAUUGCCGUUAACAACGAGAGCAGGGAACAAUAUGUCAGUCUCCUAAUCAAAAAUCGAUUUGCAACAUCAAUCUCUGAGUAAGUAAAUCAGUUUUCUCAGGGAUUCUCGGAUAUAGUUUCAGAUACUUUACCGUCCACAUCCUUUUUCAAGAUUGCGAUUAUAGAUUUAGGAUUUCGAUAGCAUGUUUAGAAGAGGAGAAAACCUGAUAAGCAUAGAUGAUUGGAGAGCGCAUACAGAGUACCAUGGAUAGCACUACCAUCUUGUGUAGGAUAGUCAUGUCCAAAUACAUUGAGUUCAGGAAAUCUUCCAACCGGAACUUGCUGGAUAUAAGUCAUGAGAUUGUUUGGUAUGCCCUUUGAAUAUUCUCCAAUUCUUCCGCUCUCGUGAGCUCCAAUAGGAUUGAAGUGCCUCAGAGGAAUUAUCCUCCACUCUGGUUCUGUCGCGGGAAUGUCUCUAGCUAUCUUGUCAAGAAACAGUUGCACAGAUAGAAAUGAAAUUUCAAGAUCUAAGUCACAUAUGAUAUAUGAUCUUCUGUAAUAUUUGUUUCAUUAUUACAGAAAAACUAAUGGGGAUCAUGUGAGUCGAAGAGCACACACUAUUUGAGUAAUUCAUCAUUCAAUCUUUUUAAAAAAGUUAUUUUCUUUUUCUUUUUUCUCCGCAUAUGCAUAUGUGUUAUUUAUGGUUUAAAUUAAGACAUCAGUCAAAAGUAUAAAAUAUCAUAAACUAAUGUGUAAUCAUAGUUCACAAAUUUUUUGAAAGAUUGAUUUUCUGUCAACCCAAACUAGAAAAGCUAUUAUAAGCAUAAAAAUUUUAAAGUUAAAACAAUAGGGAUUUGAUGAGUAAAUUAUAUGUGUAUUUUUUAAUUUAAUAUGGAUAGUGUAAAAGUGAUAAAUAUUAUCUUCUUCUUUUUCUUACUGGAAACACAAAUCUAUUAUUAUAAGCAAUGGUGGAAAAGUCAGAAACACUUCCCUUCCGAAAACCAAGAAACGGUAUUGAGAAAUAGAAAUACAAAUUUAGAGAAAUUUGCGUGGCCACAUCUACAUCCGAAUUUACCUCUCAAAAAUUUAACUAAUCCAAGUUAAAAAAGACUACAUAACUGCGUCCAUAAGUAGUUAAUACAUUCUUGUUACCUUUGAUUACGAGGACAAAAAAAUGUAUGCUUCAGAUUGCCGUUACCGAGGCUACAUCUUACUUCUAGUUCUAUUUUAUUCACUUGUGUUUGAUUUAGCUUCAAAAAUAGACAUUUCUGAUGAUGUAAGAGGCAACCAAACCGACAGUAACUGGAAACGUUUUCUCUCUAAUUCCAAUCAACAUGGCAAAGAAUAUACUAGUUGUAUAAGUGUAGGUGCUGAAAUUCCAAAGCUGUAUCUUUUUUGUGAUGAAUCACCUAAAGACAUUAUUACAAAGAUCAAUUUUGCUGAUUAUGGAAAUCCUAUCAGUGGUUGUAAAGACAAUAGACACGGCAAUUGCAGCGCACCAGCUGCCUUGAGGGUGGUCAAAAAGAAUUGUCUUGGAAAACUCAAGUGUGAGCUUAAGAAUUCGGACGAGAUGUUUGGUCCGAGUCACUGCAAAAAAGAUAUUAAGCUCACUGUUGAAUAUACUUGCACAAAAUCUUAGGUUUUUAAGUUUCUCCUUAAUUAAGGAUUUAAAAAUAAUUUUGGUUUGUUUCGUUAUAUGAUCAUGUUCUUGUUGAUUAUUAAAGGAGCAUUUCAGAUAUAUUUUUUUAUUUGUUAUUUUGUAACAAAGGUUGAUGUGUAGAACCACAAAAUUUCUGAUUGAAAACCAUGAAACAGACGGUUGAAAACGAUAAUAUAGCGGUAAACGUUUGAAAAUCAUUAGGAAAUAAACGAAAGAACAAACAAUGUCAAGAUUUUGUCUAUUUCUUUAACUCAAUAAAUUGGAUGUAAUAUGUGACAGUUAUGUACGAUUUUUGAAUUACAUGAUACAAAUGCGUUGAAACUAUUUUGAAAUAUCCUAAACAGAAUCUGCGAACUUAUAUCUACGAUAUACUCUUGAGAUUUAAUUACGUUGAAAAGGACUAAAGAGUUUGAAAGUUUUAUUUACGCCAGAACGUACAUAUAAAAAGAGAAGUAAAUAUCUAUUUAUAUAAGAAGAUAUAUUUGAUCUCCAAGAUAAGUAUAAACAAAAAGAGAAAAGUAAUAUUUGUGAAUCUUCUUUUUUUUUUUUCAAGUAGAGGGUAACAAAAAAUUUCCGAUAUUAUCUGAAAGUAUUCCAAAAUUAUUUUGGCGCAAUCUUAAAGAUUUGGAUUUAUCAAGAUAUUGUAGACAAAAAUUAAUAAAAUUUAUCUACAAUAUUAUGCAAAAGUUUGACAUGAAUUUGCUCCACAAAUAACAUUUUUGUGAGCCAUGUGGCCAUAUUCAUCAAGACCUAAGACCAAGUCAGGCUCGGCAUUGGCGGGUGUGCAUGUGAGGUUUGCCUAUAUCCCUCUCCCUCAUUUUCCAUAGUGUCUCCGCAAGAUUUCAAAAAUUUUAAUAGAAUAUCAUAUAUACUUUUUACUCUUCGCCAUGGUUUAAUAAGAAAUUUUUCAUUAGAGCCCAAAAAGACAUAUUUUCGCAUUUGUCUUUACAAUUAAUCCAACAUUUACUCAGUACAAUGGACUUGUAAAAUUCGGCUCCAACAAUCCUCCACAUGAAUAGAAAUUACUCUAAACACUUGCAAACUAGAUAGACUAUGCAAGCUUGACAGACAAGGCUUAACAAUAGAAUAUACAGACCGGCUCUUUGAGAGUAUACUCGAAUACUAGCUGUUGUAUGAGGUAAUAUCAUAGUUCAGCCAUGAACCAAUCAUUGUUAAUAUCCCUUGAGUUUUGCUUAGUCAAUAGGUGAAUAUGAUGUCGCGAACACCCAUAUUUUUAUGAAAUCGAGACAACAUGUAUAACCCAGUUUCAUUUUCUCAGAAUUAAUUAUGUUCUCUAUUAAGUUCAUUUUAAUCAUGAACUAAUCUGGUUUAUCAUGUAUACUUGGAGAGCAUAGCCUGGACUUCAUGUCUCAUUUACACUCACUAAGUGCAGUUGUCAUAUAAACAGAAAGUAUUUUGUAAUACUUCACAUACCUAUAUAUGAAGGGUAUGGUCUUAUCUCAUUAAGCAUUCAUUUUUUACAUGAACCAUUGUUGACAUCGUGAGAUGUGAGUAAUUCUCAGUACUUUUAUUAGAUUAUGCUUGAUUUAGUUGUCCCUUUGAACUGGCAUCUUAGGAUCUCAAAUCACGUUGGUGGAGUUUCCAUCAAACAUUCUCUUUAGUCAAAAGCAAUAAAAUCAUUUUUGAUGAUUUCAAUACUUGAUGUCUUAGUAAACCUUUCGUAAAUGGGUCUGCAUGGGUCUUUUUUUUUUUUUUGAGAAACUCAAUAGAUGUCUCACAAAUGAUGAUGCUCUAAGAUGGACAGUGUUAAAGGUGAUAAAUACUAUCUUUUUUUUUCUUUUUUUGAAAAUACAAUUCUAUUAAUAAGCAAUGGUGAAAAAGUCAUAAGCAAUGCCCUUCCGAAAACUGGAUUGAGAAAUAGAAUUACAAAAUGAGAGAAAUUUGUUCAGCUAUAUCUACACACGAAUUUGCCUCUCCAAAACU
Molecule: messenger RNA, 8721 nt
Organism: Brassica napus (rape)
Lineage: Eukaryota; Viridiplantae; Streptophyta; Magnoliopsida; Brassicales; Brassicaceae
Product: beta-galactosidase 15-like
Exons: 6
Coding region: 6292-6756 (154 amino acids)
Molecular function (GO): carbohydrate binding
Source: RefSeq, a predicted model, not a curated record